AUGUCUACAACAAGUAUUAAAAAUUAUUUAAGCAUUUUACUUUGUAUUGAUAAAGAUAAAUCAUAUGAAAAAAUUAUUAUAGAAGGAAAGGUAUAUUACAUUAUAUAUUACAAAGACCUUAAUAAUGAAAGAAUAGAAUACAGAAUUACACCUGUGGAUCUUAUAUGUGAUUUAAUUAAAUACAAUGAUAAACUAAUGAGACCAAGUUCAUUUAGAUCUGAAGGUAAUAAUCUUUAUAUAGAUUGUAGAAAAUACGAAAUAUAUAAAGAUAUUGUAAGUAAUGAUAGUUUAUUACUUAAUAAGUACAAGGCAUUUCAAAGAUCUUACUUUAAGAAAAAUUCCAAUAAGAAAAAAUUGAAUUUUGAUAAUAAAAGUAUACAAAGUGAUGGUAGUUGUAUUUUUAGUGAAAGUUUUCCAUCAGAUAAAUUAAGUGAGAGCGACUGUGAUCAAUCGGUAAUAUUACAACCCCUACUCGCAAAUUUAAGUAAUUCAUACAAAAACAUAUCUAAAGGAUAUGAACAAAUGUCUAAAACGAAAUUUAGUGAGAUUGAAUUAAAAGAUCAUUUAAGUUUUAUAUUUAUGAUGAUUUAUCAGUUUAUUAUGAUCUUGUUAUUUACAUGUGGAGUCUUGCUUUUUAGGAUAAUUGAAAUCAUUGACGGGUUUAUUACUAAAGAGGAAAUAAAAAAAGAACUCAUAACUAAUUCCAAUGAGAGUAAUAAGGUUGAUUUUAAUGAGAGUAAUAAGGUUGUUUCUAAUGAGAGUAAGAAGGUAGAUUCUAAUGAGAGUAAUAAGGUAGAUUCUAAUGAGAGUAAUAAGGUAGAUUCUAAUGAAAGUAAUAAGGUUGAUUCUAAUGAGAGUAAGAAGGUAGAUUCUAAUGAGAGUAAUAAGGUAGACUCUAAUGAGAAUAAAAAGGUAGAUUCUAAUGAAAGUAAUGUAGAAGAAAACUCUUUAAAGCCUAAUAACACAUCAAGUACUAACAAAUCACCUCAUGUUUCUAGUAAAGAAAUUAAAAAACCUGUUAUAAUUGAUAAUCAUGAUUUGCUUCUUAAUAAAACUAAUGAUAUGGUAAAUCCUCAAUAA
Hepatospora eriocheir is the source of this 1080-nucleotide messenger RNA. The record is from the annotation of a GenBank genome assembly. NCBI's taxonomy places the organism in Eukaryota, Fungi, Microsporidia, Hepatosporidae.